UUAAAGUUUGUGGUAAAAAUAAAAAGUAUUUCGAAGUUUUCCUGAUAAAAUCAACAAACAACGGUAUCAGUAAAAUGAAUAUUUCUUUGCAAACAUCCGACCUAGCCCAUCGUUUUGUCAUUUUUAAACUACAAAAAGCCUAUACGUCUAUGAUUUUUCAUAUAGUCGUGUGCCAGAUUUCGUAAAUAUAUUUAAAAAAAUAUGUAUCGAUUUAUUUUUAUAUAUUUUAUGUUUUCGCGUUCAGUUGAAUCAAUCGUGGUUAAUAAAAUUAGUGAUAGUGCUGAAAAUCAUUUAGAAUUGAACGGUAGUGAUGUUGAAUCGAAGAAAACCCUUAAUUUUGGAGAUAAAAAAAUUACCAUACUUGUGGAAGACGAUUACGACAGUUUAUAUGGUGCUUUUAAUAUGGUGAAGCAAAUUUCAGAUAGUCCCAACUAUAAACAAACGAAUUUUUCUCUAAUAACUUUUAAUUCGUCUGGUGUCUCUUUGGAUGAUGGUAAAAAUCUCGAUGUUAUUGAAAUUACCGACAUUUUAAAAACCCGAGCCGAUGAAAAUAAACUUAAAAAAGGCCCAUCUGGGUCACCGAUAUUUUUUGCGUUAUUACAAACAUCCCAAAGCGCAUCCGAAAAUAGCGCCAUACUAAUUUUCGUUAAUAAUUUCGAUAAGUUAGACGCAACAAUUGGGAAAUAUGCCUUAAAAAAAUUACUUCAUAAAAAUAUUACUGUACAUGCGUUAAUUUACAAUGAGGAAUCUGUGGGAUACGAAAUUUUGAAAGAUAUUGUAGUCUCUACUGGAGGUAGAAUUUUAAAAACAUCGGAAUAUCAAAAUAAAGACGAAACGGAAAUGGAUUUAAAUUAUUUGGACAUGAUGAAAUUGGGCGGUAAUAUGUACAUAACAAAUAUAGAUAAUGACAGGAACGCUAAGAUAGUAUUGAGCAAUUUACCUUACAAGUUUAACAACUCCGCAGAAAUUUAUGUCAAUGAACUAGAUAACGCUUACGCUGGAAAUACUGUAAUUAAUCAUGAAUUAAUACAGCCUAACCAAAAUAUUGUUAAUACAAUUAAUGGGGGUUUUAAAGAAAAUAUUGUUAGUAAUAUUUUUGGUUACAAAACUAGCGACAUCUAUCCAACACAGACGUUAAAAAUUGAGGUAGGAUUAGGAUCAGAGUUAAUAACAUUACCUGCCAAACAAUCAGAAGUGUAUUUCAAAAUCACCAACACCGGAAGCUCAGUACAAUACGUCAAUUUUUUCUGCAGCGACACCAAAUACAUUCUUCUGCGCCUCUCAGAAUACAAGCGUCAGUUACAGCCACAAGAAAGCACCACUGUCACCCUCUAUUUAAGCACAAAAAUAGGAACCUACCAGGAUGAGAUAGUUUUCUCGGCAAAAAGCGGAUCGCAAGUUUACCAAAAGAGGAUUCUUGUGAACGUAGGAUCACAAAUAUCCGACCAGAAUCCUCCUGAGUUAAAUUACAGAUACACAAGCGACUGUACAGGAGUGUUAUUUUCGGAGUGCAACAAAGGGAUGUGGAGUGUAGAGAUAUCAGCUAGGGAUCCUGAAUCUGGUUUAUUGAACUUAAACUCAUCACCUGAAGGGCUAUAUUUUUCAACCCAGUAUACUUCUGGCACAAAAGAAACUGUUACUGGUUACUACAGCGAGUCUUGUUGUAAUCCAGACCUUUAUGUAGUUGCUGUAGAUCGCAUGAACAAUCGCAAAAGUUACAGUCUAAAUGCAUACAAUACCUUGUGGAGUGCUGGAGCAAUAGCAGCCUUAGUUUUGGGAAUAAUAUUCUUUUUAAUUAUAGUGGGAGUGGCUACAUAUUUUAUUGUAAUGAGAGUAAAGAGCAAAGACUCUUAUGAUUUACCUAGAUACAGAGGAGGAAACAUUUGACAAUUAAUGAGAAACAUUAUUAAUGAACAAAAUAUGUUACACAUUUGGUCCACCUUAUCUAUCACAUCUAGCAGUACUUCAUCAUAGUGAUGUUGCUAUUUAGUUAUUAAAGUAGUUCUUAAGGAUUUCUGUUAUGUUAAGAGCGUUAUAUAGAUUAAAAUACAUAAAGA
Messenger RNA from Sitophilus oryzae (rice weevil), 2057 nucleotides. RefSeq lists its product as uncharacterized. The record is from RefSeq and is a predicted model, not a curated record. The coding region runs from base 202 to 1887 and encodes 561 amino acids. NCBI's taxonomy places the organism in Eukaryota, Metazoa, Arthropoda, Insecta, Coleoptera, Curculionidae. The transcript has 8 exons.